Messenger RNA from Paraglomus occultum, 369 nucleotides. Lineage: Eukaryota; Fungi; Glomeromycota; Glomeromycetes; Paraglomerales; Paraglomeraceae. The record is from the annotation of a GenBank genome assembly.
AUGACCUACUCUAAAGUAAAAGUGUCAAACAAAGCUGAUGUUCACAAGAAGACUCAAAAGCGAAGCAAAUGGAGCCCUAAGGAAGAUGAAUGGCUUCGUUAUUAUCACAACCUAUACGAUGGAAGUUGGUCAAAAAUUGCAGAAGAACUUAAAGGAAGAGAUAAUAGAGCUUGUUAUGAUCGAUGGACGAAUCAUGCAAACCCGGAUAUUAACAAGAAACCUCUAGAAAAUCGGGAAAUAGAAAUAUUGAAAAAGAAUCAUAAAAAAUACGGCAACGAAUGGAGUAAAGUUGUUAAAGGUUUAGUGGGCAGGACCCCUUUACAAGCCAAAAAUUAUUUUAACGCGGAAAAGAAAAAAUCCAUUACGUAA